AUGUCAACUUUAAAUGUUUUGAGAUACUCAGCUCUGGGAUUGGGUCUUUGGUGUGGAUUUAGAAAUGAUUUGUCUUUAAAGAAUGUUGCUGCUGAACGUGAACAACAAAAGAAAUAUGAUGAAGAAGUUAAGUUAAUCAAUGAAGCCAAGCAAGAAUAUGCCAAAUUGCGUCCAAUCGAGAAGAAACCAGAGACAGUUUCUCUCGAGAAUGUUCAAUUAGAUGAUCCAAAAUUAGAUUUUGCAGAACUGAUAUUGAAUGCGGUCGAUUCUAUGAAAGACACUACGUCGUAA
Messenger RNA from Naumovozyma dairenensis CBS 421, 291 nucleotides. RefSeq names its product F1F0 ATP synthase subunit e (gene TIM11). The transcript has a single exon. Gene Ontology annotation, molecular function: proton transmembrane transporter activity. The coding region runs from base 1 to 291 and encodes 96 amino acids. The record is from RefSeq and is a predicted model, not a curated record. Gene Ontology annotation, biological process: proton motive force-driven ATP synthesis. NCBI's taxonomy places the organism in Eukaryota, Fungi, Ascomycota, Saccharomycetes, Saccharomycetales, Saccharomycetaceae.